Tarenaya hassleriana is the source of this 1350-nucleotide messenger RNA. RefSeq lists its product as uncharacterized. Lineage: Eukaryota; Viridiplantae; Streptophyta; Magnoliopsida; Brassicales; Cleomaceae. The transcript has 9 exons. The record is from RefSeq and is a predicted model, not a curated record. The coding region runs from base 91 to 1143 and encodes 350 amino acids.
ACGCUAAAGAACAGUAACCAAUGUUUCACAGAAAAUUGGUUAUUUGCAGCUUUGAAAUAAAAGAGGCGACUUUGUAGAAUCUUUUCCUAAAUGGGUUCCAUUUAUUGUGUCCCAUCUCCUACCGUCAGACGCAGAAUUCUCUCGACCCAUUUCUCCAAACAAUCGUCUUCAGCUUUUUCUUCUCAUUCGUCGAUUCUCGCUUUUGGAAUCGCCCGAUUUCCUGAGAAAAAGGCUAAAUUCUCGUCAUCGUCUUCGAUGAUGGCGACGCCUAUUCAAUCUUCUUCUUCUUCCACUGCUGGCGAGACCAACCAGAGUGUGGAGGUUGUGACUCGUGUUUCAAUUGGGGCAGAUGAUUUGCUGAUUGUUGGACCAGGUGUUCUAGGACGAUUAGUGGCAGAAAAAUGGAGAGAGCAGGAAUACCCAGAUUGUCAAAUUUAUGGGCAGACAGUGACAACGAAUCAUCACGACGAGUUGGAGAAGUUGGGUAUCAAACCGUCUCUCAAAGGAUCCGCCUUUACGGGCAGGUUCCCUUAUGUGAUCUUUUGUGCUCCUCCUUCACAAUCCUUAGACUAUGCAGGUGAUCUCAGGUUGGCUGCCUCAAACUGGAACGGAGAGGGAUCAUUCCUGUUCACAUCUAGUUCUGCACCAUAUGAUUGCUUUGAUAAUGGGGAAUGCAACGAGGACUCUCCAGUUGUGCCACUGGGCAAGAGCCCUAGAACUGAUGUUCUUUUGAAAGCUGAAAAAGUAGUGCUGGAACAUGGAGGGGUUGUCCUUAGACUGGCAGGGCUUUACACAGCUGAUCGAGGAGCUCACACGUACUGGUUGAGUAAAGGGACAGUUGAUGCUCGUCCUGACCAUAUUCUGAAUCUUAUACACUAUGAGGAUGCUGCAUCUCUGGCAGUUGCAACCAUGAAGAAGAAAUUCCGUGGUCAGAUUUUUCUGGGCUGCGACAACCAUCCUUUGUCAAGGCAAGAGGUGAUGGACUUGGUUGCCAAAAGCGGUAAAUAUGACAAGAAGUUUGAGGCUUUUACAAGCACCAGUGGCCCAUUAGGAAAGAAAUUGAACAACUCAAAAACACGAGCCGAGAUUGGAUGGGAGCCGAAGUAUCCAAGCUUUGCCCAUUUUCUCGGAGUAUCGAAGUAGUAAUCUCUUGCACCAAGUCCUUUCAUUCUUCCUUCUAGUGAUGAAAGUACAUGCGGAUUGUUCCUGUAGGCUGUCCGGACAAUUCAUUACAGAGUAAUUAGCCACAACAGCGCUGAUCAUGCAUGAGGAUAUUGGUUGCUGUAAAUGAGUUUGUGUUUUAUGGAUCUUGCACAUUGUGCUCAAUAUGAUCUUUCAUGUUGGAAAUUA